AUGAGUCAACAUACGAGAAAUUUGCUUUUAUUGCUGACUGCUGCUUUAUUUGCCAUCAGAAAUUCAUCUGGAAAUGUUAAUUUACCGCCAAUAUUCACACAGGAUAUGAAUAACUUAGCAUUAUCUGAAAUGACACCAUUAGAUUCAAUAGUUUAUCGACUGGAGGGUUAUGAUCCGGAAGGCGGUAACGUUACAUUUGGUCUCAUAGGCUCGGAGAAUUUUCAAGUCGACUCCGUAACCGGUGAUGUAAAAUUAGUUAAAGAACUAGAUAGGGAGACUCACGAAACUUUAUCAUUUCUCGUAUCAAUUAAGGAUAAAGUAAAUGAAUCUGGUGAUUCGGAUAAUGACAAUUUCGUUCAAGUGCCAAUCAGUGUAAUCGUUCUUGAUGAGAACGACAAUGCGCCAGAAUUUCAAAAUGUGCCAUAUGAGACAACUGUUUUGGAGGAUGCAGCUAUUGGUACAACAGUAUUUGAUAAAAUUUUAAUUACCGACCGUGAUGCUGUCGGCGAAAAUUUAGAUGUGAUAUGUGUACAUGUAACAAAAGACGAUAGCCACUACCAACAAGAGCUUGAGCAUCAUCAAAAUCCAUGCAUAACUUUUUCCAUUGAUGUUCUCGAGAGUCAUCAAGAUCGCAUGAGAGCAGCCGUAGUUUUAAAACAAAAAUUAGAUUAUAACGAAAAUAUAAUUUUUAACAUUCCACUUUUUUCAACGGACGGACAUCAUAAUGCAAGCAGUAAUAUGAUUAUUCACGUUGAGGAUGUACAGAAUAGUCCACCAAUUUUUCAAGGAUCAUUAGCGACAAUCAUAAAUGAGGAUAGUCCCAUUGGAACACUCGUACUUACCAUACAGGCAAAAGAUGGAGAUCGUGGAUCACCGAGAAAAAUUUAUUAUGACAUAAUCACAAAUCCAAUGGAUUACUUCCUAAUUGAUUCAAUUACCGGUGAGUUGAGGACGGGUAAGCCACUUGACAAAGAAGAACUGCCUGAUGCUAGUGGAAUAGUAAUUCUUGUCGUUCGUGCACGUGAAAUUGUGGACGGAGCUCCAAGUAAUGAUCCAACAGCAUCAACAACAACAAAAGUAUCUAUAACGAUACGUGAUGUCAACGAUGUUGCGCCCACAUUCAAUCAAAAAGAAUAUUAUGUUACAAUACCUGAAAACACAGCAGUCGGUACACCGUUGCCAAUAGAAAUAAUUGUAAAUGACCCUGAUGUAGGACAAAAUUCAGUAUUCUCCCUUCGACUCGACGACGUAUCUGAAGUUUUUGACAUUGAGCCAAAACAAGUCAUUGGAACGUCACAAAUCAGCAUACGAGUGGCAAAUGGCUCACUUGACUAUGAGAAUGUGAAUCAACGUAAAUUCAUUGUUUUAAUUGUAGCCGAAGAGACGCUUACAAAUCCAAAAUUAUCGUCUACAGCCACAUUGACUGUCUCCCUAACUGACGUUAAUGAUAAUUUUCCACACUUUGAGCAGGAUACAUAUACAGCAACAGUAUCAGAAACAGCACCAGCAGGUCAAUUAAUUACAAUUAUUACGGCAUCGGACAUGGAUUCGGGUGUGUUUGGUGAUCAAGGAAUAAGAUAUAGUAUACUUAAUGGAACGGGUGCUGAACUAUUCAAUGUUGAUCCACUCACAGGAACAAUAACAGUAGCUGAUUGUCCAGUACACGACGGAAAUAUGAGACAGAAGAGGCAGUUGGAAUAUCAAAGUCAUCAUAUCAAAAAGGUCAACAUAACACAUCCUGGAGAGUACGGAAUACUCAGUGUAGAGGAUGAUGCAAAUGAUUUUAAUUACGAGCACACAACAAUGUCAAGCGAUUAUGUUACAUAUCAUGUCGAGUCAUAUGAAGAUAAUGAGACAAUACAAAAAGAUAAGGAUGUGUAUAGCUUAGGGAAAUAUCCAUGUCUUGAUUACGAAACACAAACUGACUAUUAUUUAAAUUAUCAGGCAACUGAUAAUGAAGGAAAGGGUCAAAUGUCUGUUGCAUCUUUAAGGAUAUCAGUUAUUGAUGCUAACGAUAAUCCACCGAAAUGUGAGAGUAGCAUAUAUCGAGCGACAUUAGACGAGGGUGCAAUGACUUUCGAUGGAAAUGGAUUAACUGUAAAAGCGAGAGAUGAGGACGUUCUUUCGGAAAUUACUUAUCAAAUCAUCGGAACUGACGUUGUACUUAAAAGCUUUGAAAUUGAUAAGCGAACAGGACAGCUGUCGAUAAAAAAAGGAGCUAGCUUGGAUGUCAAUCAUUUGAAUGGAGAGAGCAUCGUGUUUAGUGUUGAGGCAUCAGAUGGAUUAUAUUCAACAUUAUGUGAUGUGAACAUAACAUUGCGUGAUGUUAAUAAUCAUGCACCAGUAUUUAGUCGUAAACAUUUUGUGGCAUCAAUAGAAGAGAAUUUACCAAUUGGAACAAAAGUUGAGGAAAUGAAUGCAACAGAUCUCGACACAGGCGAGAAUGCAGAAAUAAUUUAUCAAAUACAGCACGGAAGCUUCAACGAUUUCACAAUUGACAAUCGAACGGGUAUCAUAACGAUAGCAAAGCCGCUUGAUUAUGAUGUACGACAAAAGUAUACACUUGAGAUUGUGGCAUAUGAUAAAGGUAUACCGAGUCUGUCUGGAACAGCGACAGUUGAAAUAAAUAUUAUUAAUAGUAACGAUAAAGCGCCAUAUUUUGUGCCGACAACACAACGUGCUGAGAUAAGCGAAGAUGCUGAAAUUGAUACAUUUGUGCAUAAAUUGACAGCUAAUGACCCAGAUAUCGAGUCAAUUGAUUUGUUAGAUUAUUCGUGGGAUGAGGCAUCCACAACAGCUGUAAGUGAGGACGGAACAGAAGUUCCAGCAUCACACAUGUUUAGUGAAUAUUUUGCCAUCAAUAAGACCGGUGUCGUGACAGUUAAUAAAAAACUUCGACGUGAUUUAUUUGCGGUGAUACGACUGACUGUUUUCGUAACAGACACCACGGCACCUGUUUUACAGCAAGGCAAAGGUUUACUGAUAAUUACAUUAAUUGACAUCAAUGAGCAUCCUCCGGUCUUUCAAUCGUCAACAUUCAAUUUUGAUGUGAUGGAGGAGCAACCAGUUAACACAAUUCUGGCAACUCUACACGCAACAGAUGCUGACUCUACAAUAUCUGAAUAUCAAUUAAUUGAUGGCAGUGGCGAUAAUGGAAAUGAAUAUUUCGAAAUCAAUAAUGUUACUGGUCUCAUUCGUACCAAAUCACGUAUUGAUUACGAGACAGUAAAGCUGAUAAAGUUUAAUGUCACGGUAACGGAUACAGGCGUUCCACAAUUAACAUCAACUGCUCAAAUUUUCGUCAACGUUAUAAAUAUUAAUGACAAUUCACCACAAUUCAAUGAGACCGAAUACCAACUGAAUGUAAAUGAAAAUGCUAUAAAAGGCACAUCUAUUGGUUUUGUGCAUGCACAUGAUGCAGAUGAAGGUGAAUUUGGCGAAGUAAAAUACGCACUGAUUGGGGAACAAAGUCAACAUUUUGAGAUUGAUGAGAAUACGGGUGAAAUAUUUGUGGCAAAUACAACAGCAUUGGAUAGAGAAAAGCAAUCGGAGAUUAUGUUGUCAGUUGUGGCAAUUGACCAAGGUCUCCCAAUUGAUGAACGACGAUCGACGACAUCAAAUGUAAAUAUAAAAGUGUGGGAUGAGAAUGAUGAAUCUCCGACGUUUAGACAGCAUAGCUAUUAUUCGAGCAUUGCUGAAAAUCUUCAGUUAAAUCCACCUGCCACAAUUCUACAAGUUCAGGCUGAUGACAAGGAUGAAGAUGAAGCUGGAACUGUGAAAUAUACAAUUCUAUCCGGUAAUGAUGAUAAUUCAUUUAUGCUUGAUGCCAAUUCUGGCAUUUUAUAUCCAGCGACAUCAUUAAUGGGACGUAAAGGUCAAUAUAAAUUAAAAGUUGAAGCUCGUGAUGGUGUGGGUUUUGGACCGCAUACAGACAUUACAGAAAUAAUUAUUGACGUAAUUGAAGUGAAUCAGCAUCGACCAAUGUUCAUUAUGCCAGCAUUAUCAAAUGCAACGGUCGAGAUACAGGAGAUAUUAGCCAUUAAAGACUAUUUAGUGCUAACGGUAAAAGCAGAGGAUCCAGAUAAUGGCGAUAAUGGUAAAAUCUCAUACCAUCUGCAAGUCAACAAUGAGAAUGUACAGGAGACAGACACAUUUGAAAUAAACACUAUGAACGGUGAAUUGAGGUUGAAGAAGCAAUUGAAUAAAAAAGAAUUGUCACGAUAUGAAAUAAUUCUCGUUGCACGAGAUCAUGGUAUACCAACGAAUUUUCAACAAUUGAGAUUCCUUACCAUACUGCUGGUUGAUAACAAUGAAGGCAAUCCAGAAUUCCCGGAUGCUAGCAACCCAUACAAAUUUUAUGUAACGGAAAAUGGUGAACGUGAUGAGCGUAUUGGUAAAAUUCAGGCAAUUGUGCACGAUUCGGGACGGGAGAAGGAAAACCAUGCAAUUUAUUAUUAUAUUUUGCUCGGAAAUGACGAUGGUGCUUUUUAUAUCGACAAAAUUACCGGCGAUGUCUUUACGAAUAAAUCAUUAGAUCGUGAAAUGGUCGAUAUGUAUGUGCUGUAUGUUCUUGCAAGUAAAAAGUCUGACUUACAUAUCAGCGACACCGAGCAACUGUUUUUAUCAACUGAAAAUCUUGAACGUAAUAGCACUGUGGCUAAAGUUUGGAUUCACGUACUCGACGUUAAUGACUGUGCACCUGAAUUUCCUCAAAAUAUAUAUUAUGCUGGAGUUAAUAAAAAGUCGGGAGUGAGUGAGCUAAUUGCCAUAAUUAAUGCAACAGAUAAAGACUUUGGAGUGAAUGCAAGCAUUGAAUAUCUAAUUGCCGCAUCGCAUUUGUAUAAAUUUGGGGCAUCGAAAUCAACAGGCAACAUUGUUCCAUCGCCAUUCUCAAUUUCACAAGAUGGAAGAUUAACUACAAAUGCAUAUAUGGCUGAGUAUAACCAGGAUAGAUUUGAAUUAGAUAUUCAAGCUAAAGAAGUGCAACCACCUGAAAGAAUUGCAGUGGCAAAAGUUUUUGUUUGGAUUUAUGAACCAGAACAGCUUGUACGUGUGAUCUUAUCACGACCACCAUCCGAAGUGCAAAAUGAACGUGAUGAAAUUUUAGUUGAAUUAACAAAUGUAACGAAAAAGCACAUCAUUAUCGACGAUGUACGAUAUCAUGUUGAUAGCAUCGGUAGAAUUCGUAUGGAUUGGACAGAUUUGUUCUUUCAUGCUGUUGAUAUGACGACAAAAUCAAUCGUUCCAGUUUAUGAUAUCUUAAAUGAAAUCGAUUCCAAAUAUGACUUCCUUAAGGAUUACUACAGCGGAUUCGCAAUUGAGAAUGUCGUACCAGCAUAUACAGAGAACUUACAAGAAGAAUUUGAUAUUGCAUUGGCAGCCAUCAUUGCAUUACUGAUUGUGCUCUUUGUUGGCGCAAUAAGUUUCAUCGUUCUAUGUUGCUGUCUAAAGAAUUGGGUAAUAUCAAUACCAUCCGAGACGAGACGGAAAGAUGCAUUGAUCAAAAAGCAAAUAAUCGAUGACUUAAAUACGACAGAGAAUCCUUUAUGGAUUGAACAGAAGCUGAAAAUUUACGAGGAACAAGAAUUGACAAUGAAGAUAUUUGCGGAGCCAAGUGAAUUUCAAUUACCGCUCACAGAAAACUCAUCAAUGAGACAACAUAGUUCGAAUAUAUCACAUAAUUUAUUAGGAAUGGAGACGCCACCAACACCCUUACUUGAUACAUAUAAUGGCAGUGAUGCGGGUGGAGAUUUAGACACAAAUUACGCAACAAUAUUAAAUUAUUCAAAUAGUAAUAAUAAUAAUAACAGCGGUAGCUGUAGUACUAGUAAUAAUAACAAUAGCAGUGCAUUAGUGAAUAAUAGUAGGAGCACGAAUAAUACAAUAAACCUAAUAGAUGCUGAUUAUCAAACUUUACGAACAUCUCCACGAGUGCCGUCUCUCUUUGAAUUUAAUGGAUCAACAUUUCAAGUGCAGCGUAAUGCAAACUCAUCGGAUUAUACUGGUGAGUUAAUGUGA
Messenger RNA from Chironomus riparius, 6018 nucleotides. NCBI's taxonomy places the organism in Eukaryota, Metazoa, Arthropoda, Insecta, Diptera, Chironomidae. The record is from the annotation of a GenBank genome assembly.